CGCAGCGCAGGCAGCGGGGGCCGCUCUUCUGCUCGGCUGUCGCGCCUCCAUGUCGGAUAACCAGAGCUGGAACUCGUCGGGCUCGGAGGAGGAUCCGGAGACCGAGUCCGGGCCGCCUGUUGAGCUCUGCGGGGUCCUGAGCAAGUGGACAAACUACAUUCAUGGCUGGCAGGAUCGUUGGGUAGUUUUGAAAAAUAACACUCUGAGUUACUACAAGUCUGAGGAUGAGACAGAGUAUGGAUGUCGGGGAUCUAUCUGUCUCAGCAAGGCUGUCAUUACGCCUCAUGAUUUUGAUGAAUGCCGAUUUGAUAUUAGUGUAAAUGAUAGUGUCUGGUAUCUACGAGCUCAGGAUCCAGAUCACAGACAACAAUGGAUAGAUGCUAUUGAACAACACAAGACUGAAUCUGGUUAUGGAUCAGAAUCAAGCUUGCGCCGACAUGGCUCAAUGGUAUCACUUGUGUCUGGAGCAAGUGGUUAUUCAGCAACAUCCACCUCAUCAUUCAAGAAAGGCCACAGUUUGCGUGAGAAAUUGGCUGAAAUGGAAACCUUUAGAGACAUCCUAUGUAGACAAGUUGAUACUCUACAGAAGUACUUUGAUGCCUGUGCAGAUGCAGUCUCCAAGGAUGAACUUCAGAGGGAUAAAGUGGUAGAAGAUGAUGAAGAUGAUUUUCCUACAACACGUUCUGAAGGAGAUUUAUUGCAUAAUACAAAUGGCAAUAAAGAAAAGUUAUUUCCACAUGUGACACCCAAAGGAAUUAAUGGCAUAGACUUUAAAGGGGAAGCAAUUACAUUUAAAGCAACUACUGCUGGAAUACUUGCUACACUUUCUCAUUGUAUUGAACUCAUGGUAAAACGUGAGGACAGCUGGCAAAAGAGACUGGAUAAGGAAAUUGAGAAAAAGAGAAGGAUAGAAGAAGCCUACAAAAAUGCUGUGACUGAACUGAAGAAAAAAUCCCAUUUUGGAGGACCAGAUUAUGAGGAAGGUCCAAAUAGUCUGAUAAAUGAGGAAGAAUUCUUUGAUGCUGUUGAAGCUGCUCUUGACAGACAAGAUAAAAUAGAAGAACAGUCACAGAGUGAAAAGAGCCGAUUGCACUGGCCUACAUCCCUACCACCAUCUAGUGAUGUUUAUUCUUCUGUGGGUACUCAUAGAUUUGCCCAACAGCCCUAUAGUCGCUCUUCCUCCAUGUCUUCCAUUGAUCUAGUCAGUGCCUCUGAUGAUGUUCACAGAUUCAGCGCACAGGUUGAAGAGAUGGUGAAGAACCAUAUGACUUACUCAUUACAGGAUGUAGGUGGAGAUGCCAAUUGGCAAUUGGUGGUAGAAGAAGGAGAGAUGAAGGUUUACAGAAGAGAGGUAGAGGAAAAUGGAAUCGUUCUGGAUCCUCUGAAAGCUACUCAUGCAGUUAAAGGAGUGACAGGACAUGAGGUCUGCAGUUACUUCUGGAAUGUUGAUGUUCGCAAUGACUGGGAAACAACUAUAGAAAAUUUCCAUGUCGUGGAAAAGUUGUCUGAAAAUGCAGUCAUCGUUUACCAGACUCACAAGAGGGUGUGGCCUGCUUCCCAACGUGAUGUGUUAUACCUCUCUGCCAUUCGGAAGAUACCAGCAUUGACUGAAAAUGACCCUGAAACUUGGAUUGUGUGUAAUUUUUCUGUGGAUCAUGACAGUGCACCCGUAAACAAUCGAUGUGUCCGUGCCAAAAUAAAUAUUGCUUUGAUAUGUCAAACUUUGGUAAGCCCACCAGAGGGAAACCAGGAAAUAAGCAGAGACAAUAUUCUAUGCAAGAUCACAUAUGUAGCUAAUGUGAACCCUGGAGGAUGGGCACCAGCCUCAGUGUUAAGGGCAGUGGCAAAACGAGAGUAUCCCAAGUUUCUAAAGCGUUUCACGUCCUAUGUCCAAGAAAAAACUGCAGGGAAACCUAUUUUGUUCUAGUGUUAAAAGUGAUUAAAGCAAGGCUGUGUGAACAUUCCGUGUUGGAGGAAUUAACCAAAAUGAAUGCUCUAAGUUGGAACGUAGGAUCUACAGUCCUUUCUGUGGCCCAUGACCGUGGCUUUGUGCACUGAAGUGAAGAAACCCUGCAAUACAGUGACGCUGAACAUCUGACACUAGCUCUCUCCUGCUAGCUCUCCUUGCUUGGUGUGUAACUAUAAAUACAUGUAAUAAUACAUGUAUAUGGCUAUAUUUUUAUUUGCUUGCUUUGGGGGAGGGAGGACUUUGAAUCACAAACUGGGGAUUAAUGCUUUAAUUUGGGGAAAUUUUUGCAAAGCUUUUAAUUUUACUAUGGCCCUGCUUAAGAGCCUCACAUAUGUGUUGGAUUUUUGUGUGCAAAUUUUAAAGCACAUAAUGCAGACACAUACGGUAAGGACAUGUGUGCUUUCUGUGCACCAAACAUAGAGGGUAUGGUUCUUUUUUUCAGGCCUGCAGUCAAUUCUGAGUGGCCAGGUUUUUCUGAUUUUGCUUUGUAUAAUCAUAGAGUCCAUUGCUGCUGAUUUCGAUAAUGAAUCAUCUUGUCAUGUAAAAUGUCUCAAUAACUGAGGGCUGUCAAUAACCAAUGACUUUGCCUUUUCUAUUAUCUUACUCUCAUGAUGAACUUUGGUUCUGAUGGAGGAAGUGUGAAAAGCUUUAUUUUUUUCUCAGAUAUCUUUAUAUUUCUAUUGUAUUUUUCAGUUGUGUACUAUGUGCUAUAGUUUUUUUGGUUUGUUUUUAUGAACACAAUUUGGCAAUUUCUAGAAUGGUUCUGUUAUGACCUAUAAGAGACUGCCUGCCUGAAAACAGCAGCAGUAUCUGUUCUCCCUCAUUGGGUAUAGAUAGAACUGUUUUCUGGCAAGAUGAUUAAGGUUACUGAGCUCAUGUUUUCUUGAAAUUGCAAAAGGAUGCACUAUAAUACUUAUUAAAGUAGAUCAGACUUUACAAGUUUGACAUUUGACAACAUUCCCAGUACUUAAAAACAGGCAUGUUUACUGGUCCUUCUGAUUCUGGUCUCAAAACUGUGUUGUGAAGUUUGCAUAGAAAAUGUGAGUUAUGUUAUUAAUGCCUCUUGGUCAGAACCUUCAUUGAACAGUACAGGAUUCUGCUCAAUUUUAAUUGCAGAGUUCCCCUUAGUUACUGUGAAAAUGUAAAUGUAAAAUAACUUUUUAGAUGACUGUAAACAACUUUAAAGCUCGGAGUUGAGGCAGAAAAUGGUACUUAAAGAAGUAGAAAUGACUGCCGACUUCAGAAUCGUCCUAGUGGUGAUGUCUUUGAGAGAGAACGCAGAAGCGUUUCGUGGGUGUUUGCUGACUUAUGCAUCUCAGUAGAAAUAGAAGUCUGAUACUUUUUUGUAAAGUCAUGUAGUAUGAAACAUGUCCUGUAUAUAUUUCAUACAUGAUAAUGAGAUCUUGAUGUUAAAUGCAAGAUGAUUUAAUGACGGGAUGAGGCUGAUUACUUAAAUCUCCACAAUCCUGGAAGAGAAUUACUUGCAUCAGAUAUAAUAGUAUUUAUUAUUCUGUACAAAGAGAGAAAAUGCUUAUAUAAACACGUGCUUACGUUACAUGCACGCAGAUUUCAUGCUCCAUAAAAUUUUUCUAUUUUUUAA
Molecule: messenger RNA, 3569 nt
Organism: Vombatus ursinus (common wombat)
Lineage: Eukaryota; Metazoa; Chordata; Mammalia; Diprotodontia; Vombatidae
Gene: CERT1
Product: collagen type IV alpha 3 binding protein
Exons: 18
Coding region: 50-1927 (625 amino acids)
Biological process (GO): ER to Golgi ceramide transport
Cellular component (GO): Golgi apparatus
Molecular function (GO): phosphatidylinositol-4-phosphate binding
Source: RefSeq, a predicted model, not a curated record